Fonsecaea pedrosoi CBS 271.37 is the source of this 756-nucleotide messenger RNA. RefSeq lists its product as uncharacterized. The record is from RefSeq and is a predicted model, not a curated record. Lineage: Eukaryota; Fungi; Ascomycota; Eurotiomycetes; Chaetothyriales; Herpotrichiellaceae. Bases 1 to 756 code for a protein of 251 amino acids. The transcript is spliced from 2 exons.
AUGUCUAAUCCAGCCUACGCUCCAAGCCCAGCCGCCUGGUCGAAGGGGGCAAGCAAGUUUCCGUCAUAUUUUGGAGAAGCAAAGAUCGCUCAUGCGGCUCUGGGGGCGGCGGCAUUUCUGUUCUGCUUUCCUCUCGGUGGUAUCAUUGUCAAAGUGUGGCCGCAUCGUCAUAUCGUGUGGAUCCAUGCGGCAAUCCAGAUGUUUGCAUUGGCCGUGUUUGUGGCGUCGACGGGUUUAGGGAUAUGGAUGGGUUUGAAAAUCAAUGCUCUUGACCACUACCACUGCGUCAUCGGCCUCGUCACUCUAGGCCUCCUGGGUCUCCAGCCUCUGAUGAAGUUGCACUGGUUCCACGAAAAGGUUCCCAAGGUGGUGCACUUUGUGCACAUCCAUCUCUGGCUUGGGCGUGUGCUGAUCCUUCUCGGGAUCGUGGAUGGCGGUCUGGGUUUCCAAUUCGCAGCCACCUUCAAGGGACCCCAGUGGGCGAGCGGGUGGAAGAUUGCAUAUGGCGUGUGUGGUGCGCUGGUGUGGAUCAUCUACGUGAGCGUCGUGAUUGUGUGGGUGGAGUUGAAGAAGCCUGAUGCGGGCAUGACGAGGAUUGCCGAGAACGAGGAAAUGACGGCGUUGAAUCAGGCCAGGGGACGGACUGACGAGAGGCCAAAGACUGCCGAUACUGUGGCGAGCACGGUGCACGACGUCGAGGUUGGCGAAGUGGUGCCGAUUGAGCCAAUACGACCAGCACGGCCUCGAGCGUUGUGA